AUGGCGAGGUCUUGUAAAGGUGAAUGGCCACCCGCUAAAGCAUCUGACUCUCGAAUACCCUGCAUGACGCUCCAGGUUGCACAUUAUCCCAACAAUGUUGACCAGCAGAGUGAUCAGCACUUGAAGAAUCAAUUUUUUGCAUACGUUAAAUGGUUUGUUGUUGCUGAUCCUCGUCGCACUGAACCGAAGAAGUUAGGAGGACCGGGAGCUCGCGCACGUUAUCAGCAGUCUUACAGUUGA
Messenger RNA from Ostertagia ostertagi, 240 nucleotides. Lineage: Eukaryota; Metazoa; Nematoda; Chromadorea; Rhabditida; Trichostrongylidae. The record is from the annotation of a GenBank genome assembly.